AUGCCAACAGAAAAUGAACAAGUAGCGAAUGAGGAGAAUACUGAACCUUCAAAAUUAAAAUCAAUAUUGCGAAAUGGAGUUCAAAUUGUGGUAGUUGAUGAAAGUUCUGCAAAGGAUAGAGAAUCACCUCAAAAAGUGCCGUUUGAAUUGACUGUGGAGGAUGAGCAGAAUCAAUUAAUUAACGGAUUCAAGGAUGAUGAUGGUGCCGGCAGUUGUUUCCAAGACUUGGAUGACCAACACUUGCAAAUAUUACCAGACAACGACUUUCAAAGCUCACUCUCAAUUAACGAAUCUCAGGGUUGUCAAGCAAGAGAUGAUGUAAUUAUUGUUGAUCAUUUACCAAUCCCCCCAGAUGGAGAAUACGGUUGGGUAGUUGUUGCUGCUGCUUUUGUUUGUAAUUUAAUUGUUGAUGGAAUUAGUAAUGCUUUUGGGCCUUUUAUGGCUGCUUAUCAAAAAGAAUUUGGUGCCAACAAAUCAGCUGUUUCUCUUAUUGGAUCGAUUCUAAUUGGGAUGUAUUUACUCUCUGGCCCAGUUGUAGGCGGUCUUUUAAACAAUUUUGAAACUCGCCGUAUUGUUGUUUGUGGAGCCAUUAUUGCUUCAUUAUCUUUUAUUCUUUCUACAUUUUCACCAAAUAUAUUUGUUUAUUAUUUUGUUUAUGGAAUUCUUGGAGGUUUUUUUUUGAAUUUUUGGGAGGGGCCAAAAAAUUUUUUUGAAGGAAUUGGCUUUGGAUUUAUUUAUUUGCCAGCAAUUGUUAUUGUCAGUCAAUAUUUUGAAGCAAAGAGGGCAUUAGCUACUGGAAUUGCUGUUUCUGGAAGUGGUGUUGGGACUUUUUUGAUUCCUCUUUUGUCUAAAUAUUUGAUUGAGUCUUUUGGUUGGAAAAUAGCCAUAUAUUGCCUUGCUGCACUUAUUCUUCUCUGUGUAUUUUGUGGCCUUUUAUUUAAACCUUUGCCAUUGCCAGAAUUUGAUAUUGAAAAACAAAACAGACUAGCAAUUGAAUUAAAACAACAAGCACUUUUAGCUGCUUUGAGUAGAGCGGAUGAUGGAGAUGAUGAGGAUGGUCAACCUUUACUAAUGAAUGGACUUGAAGGUGGAAUUGAUUUGGGGAGAGGAGAUGAAAAUGCUGAUGAAAUGGUUUCUUCCUCGCCAUUAACACCACAUCGUCCCCCACUUUCUCCUAUCCCUGAAAGUGGGAAGAGAAGAUUAAGCAAAAGUAGAGCUGGUUCUGUACAACAAUCACAUGCUGAUGGAAUCUCUGGUCGACAUCCAACAGUCGUUUCAAAUCGAACUAGAAAGCCUACAUUAACUAGUAUGGCAAGUGAUGCAUGGAUGGGAAGUAGCAAUCAACUUCGCUUAAGCCGUGUCAACCUCAACAGUCAAUUGUCACGUGUUUCAGCACGUUCAUACGCCCAAUCACUUAGUAGACUGAGCCAAGCACCACCUCAAUCAAUUAAAGGCGAAUCAACACUUUCUGUUGCUUUGAGUGGAGCUGAACCAAAAGAAUUUGCUAGGCCUUUAUCUAGACAUGAUAUAUUCCUUCAAGGAAGUAUAAGAAAUUUGAAGGAAUUUGAAAGCGAAGGAAGCAAUUAUCAACGUUAUAGAGAAUCACAAAUUUCAAUUCCAAUGAUUAUUGCAGCACAAAAUUUGUCUUCUUCACUUUCACAUGCUUGUGGUGAUAUGGUAGAAUCAAGCAAUAGAUUUGGAGGAAGUCAAUAUAGCAGAAUAACUGGUGGAGAAGGAACAGAAUUUUGUGAAGAUUUGGAAGGACAGCAACAAGAUACAAGUCGUUUCAAAUUUAUUCCACUUCCAAUUCGCCAAGCAAUCUCAGAAAUGGUUUCUCUUUCAUUAUUAUCAGAUCCUGUAAUGGUUCUUUUAUGUAUUUCUUCAAUUUUUGGAAUGCUCGGAUUUUAUGUUCCUUUUGUUUUUUUAAUUGAAUUGGCUGUAUCUGAAGGAAUAUCACUUUCUGAGGCUACUUUAUUACUUUCACUUAUUGGAAUUUCAAAUACUUUUGGCCGUGUAUUUUUUGGUUGGAUGGCCGAUAGAAGAUGGGUUAGUGCUUUAACUAUAACCAAUUGGUCUUUAAUAUCAUGUGGGUUGCUCACAGCAUUUUGUCCAUUAUUUCCAAAUUACCUCAUGUUAAUUACUUAUUCUUGUUUGUUUGGAUUUAUUGUUUCAGCCUAUGUUUGCCUUACAUCAAUUUUACUUUCUGAUUUACUUGGCGUUGAAAGACUAACAAAUUCUUUUGGAAUUUUGGUUGUUGCUAGAGGAAUCUCUUCCCUUUUGGGUACUCCAUUAGCUGGUAUUGUAUUUGAUUUGACUCAAUCAUAUAUUGCUGCUUUUGUUUUUGCUGGUUCUUUAAUUGUUAUUUCUGGAUUAAUUAGUUGUUGUAUUUAUUUUGUACAUCGUUAUCAAAGAAGUCAACUUAGAAAUGAAGGUGAUUAUGUAGAGCCGCAGAAGAAGACAUUUAUUCCAUUAGAACAAGCAGACGCUACAAGCGGAAAACUUUCAGUUUUAACAGAAAGAAGUGAGGAAUAUUUGACAGAAUAUCAACGAACAAUUCAAAGUAUUCAUCAACAAAAAGCUUUGCUACAAGAAUUGGAACAAUAUAAACAACGAAAUUUAAUUAAUGAAGAAGGGGCCACGCCAUGGAGAAAAUGGAGCCGUACAUUUUGUUUUAUACUCGGGUAUUUUAAUUUUUCUUUAAAAUUUUUGUAA
Molecule: messenger RNA, 2712 nt
Organism: Meloidogyne enterolobii
Lineage: Eukaryota; Metazoa; Nematoda; Chromadorea; Rhabditida; Meloidogynidae
Source: the annotation of a GenBank genome assembly